CGCAGCGAUGUCGGACCCGGCCGUGUGCGCUUUCCUGUCCAAGGUGGUGUGCAGCCACGGGGGCCGCCUGGAUUGCGCCCAGCUCUCCAGCUACGUCGCCGGCCUCUCGGAGCAGCAGCUGCGCCAGAUCCUGGAGGUGGGCGCGCCCGAGCGCUUCCUGCUGGCCAGGGCCCCGGGGGGCGCGGGCGACGCCUCCUCGCGCCUCGUCCUGGCCGUCUCCGCCGUGCGCCUCUGCCCCCAGAAGGAGUGCCCCGGCUGCGAGCGCCUCCAUCUCUGCAAGCUCAACCUCCUGGGCAGGUGCCGGGUCAGGGCCUGUAAGUAUUCUCAUGAUGUCUUCUCGGAGGAAAACCGGAAAGUCUUGAAGGACCACGAACUCUCUGGCCUCAAUGAGGAUGAGCUGCGCGUUCUCCUUCUCCAGAACGACCCUUUUCUGCUGCCUGAUGUAUGCAGUCUUUACAACAAGAAAGAUGGAAACUGCCCCCAAAAAGAAGAUUGCAAAAAACUUCAUGUUUGCCGCUUCUUUCUCAGAGGAACCUGUCGGUUUCCCAGAUGCAAGAGGUCUCACGACCUUUUGCAGCCAAAUAUGCUGAAGCUGCUGCUUGAAGAAGGGGUGGAUGCUAAGAUGGCUUGGAAUAUCCAGACGAUCUGUGCUCACAAAACUGCUGAACUGGCCAGGGAACUAGGACUGCAAAAAGUGCAUUCCUCGAACGCUGAAGCGGCCGCAAGUGGAGGAAAAAAGAAACCAAGUGUUAGAGUUCAGGAAGAAUGCAGCCCACUCCCUAAUCCGGCUUCUCUUCCGUUUGGUUUCAUGAACCUGAAUCUCAAACAAGGUGUCAAAGCAGCUCCUCCUUCCAAACCUCCCCAGAAUGAAGAGAAAAAGAAAAGUGAUGAGAUCUGUCUGUUCUAUGUCUGGCAGUUCUGCAAACAUAAAAGUAACUGUGAGAUGAUCCAUUACCAUCUGCCUUAUCGAUGGCAAUUGUAUACUGGAAUGAAAUGGAAUGAUUUGCCCUCAAUGGAGGAAGUCGAAAAAGCCUAUUGUGACCCCGCCACUACAAGUUUUCAAAACAUCAAUUUCAAGACCAUGAUGUCUUACAUCAAUCCAGUUCGGCGUCAGUCCACACCUUCGUCUGUCACCAAGCCUGCCAAAUUUGUCUUAACAACCAAGUGGCUUUGGUACUGGAAGAAUGACCAGGGCCAGUGGAUUGAAUAUGGGAAACAGGAUGGACAGCGCCAAGGCUCCGCAUUAAGUUCUGAUGAUCUGGAGAAUUUAUUCUUGUCAGAGCCAGAUGGUAGUAUCCAAUUCCAAGCAGGCUCCCAAGGAUACGAAAUAAACUUUAAAGACAUGAUCCAGAGAAACUUGUACUACCUCACCCAGAGAGAGGUCCGGAGGCGCCCAAAAUAUGUUUCCCAUGAAGAUGUGAAGAACAAGAAAGGCCACAGGGACCCUCCUUCUGCACCUAUUCCAGACCCGAUAUAUCCCAGAGAAUGGGAUAAAUCAGCGCUACCUGAGAUUGGGUACAAGGCUAUCGAACUCAGCAAAACCUCUUCAGAAUACAUGACAGUCGAGCGGCUCUUUCAGAAGACAAUGAAUGAUUUUGCUAUCCACAGCAUCAGGCGGAUUCAGAACAAAUCCCUUUGGCAAGUCUUCCAGUGGCAAAAGGAUCAAAUGAAGAAGAAGAAAGGAGGGCAGGACGUAGAGGAGAGGAUCCUGUUUCAUGGAACCGGCUCUUCUAAUCUGGAAGCCAUCUGCAGUGACAACUUUGACUGGAGAAUAUGCGGGACCAAUGGAACAUUAUAUGGGAAAGGAAGCUACUUUGCUAGAGAUGCACAUUACUCUCACAGCUACUGUCAGGUGGACACCAAGGUGAAGAGGAGUAUGUUUGUGGCUCGUGUUCUGGUUGGUGAUUUUGUGGUAGGGCGUCAAAGCUACAGUCGCCCCCCAGCCAGAUCGGUCGACAUGACCAACUGCUACGACAGCUGUGUGGACAAGAUGAUAGACCCAUCCAUUUUCGUCAUCUUUGAGAAGCAUCAGAUUUACCCCGCGUACGUGAUCAGUUACAUUGAAGAAAAGAAAUGUGUUUUAGCAUAAAUGACGAAAAGGCUGUGACACCUAGACCUAGUUUUUAUGAGCUUUUGUAACAGGUCAGGUUUAAAGCAGCAAUCUUUAUCUCCUGAAAUGAGUUAAGAAAUGUUGAGGAAGUUAGGAAACCAUAUAUUCUGAAUUCUAACAAUGGUAUGUUAAUGUGUACUACAGUAAAGAAAAGUCGAAUUAUUCUGGGGAAAAUGAACCCGUUUGCUACUGGCGAUUCCAUACGUUUUUUAAAAGUUAAUGAGUUUGCGAAUUUUUAACCUUUAAUGUUGUACGAUUUUUAUGGAUGGGUGUUGUACCCAUCAAAUGAUGUAGGACAGAGAAAUAGAUACAUAUGUUCUAUGUUCUACUUGACGGAUAAUAAUUUUCGUUGUACCAGGGACACAUUUAGCAUAGCUGUGUCAAAAGAUACAGCUGUUGACCCUGGCACUGAAUAGCUUUCUGUUGUACACAGGAUGAUUAGCUGUUACUGAUAAUCUGUAUUCUGUAACUAGUCUACAAUGACCUAGUCUAAUGGUGAAUAGAUGAAAGCUUUUGAUAAUGAGACAACUUAGCUCAAAUAUGUUUGGCCACUCCAUUACACAAUCGUGAUCAAACACAUGAACACGUUUCUUGGUUUAGGAUAAUUAGAAUUCUCAGAUCAAGUCAUCCUGGGCAAAUGUACUAAACCUACAAGACGUUACUGCUUUGAAACUCUUAUCCAACAGCAAGUGUGGCGUAAGUGGUCAGGAUAGUCACCCUGCCAGCCAGAGAAAAAUGUUCCAGACACAUUUAGUAAGACUGGUCCUGUUUUCUAGAGGGUAUCAUGAUCAGUGUUCUCACUUUUAUUCUGGACCCACCCACCCCCACCCCCCAAUCAAGGAGUCCAAGGCUGAUCCCCGUGGGUCCUCACAACGGCUCAAUUUUUUAAAAAGUUUAUAAAGCUUUGUGUGAUUUUUGUCAAAAUAAUGCAUUACUCUAUAGGCAACACAUUACUCUAAGACCAUACAGCAGGAAAACUUGCCAAAACUUGCAUUAGAUGGCAUAAACCUUAAACCCAAGAGUCCGAGGCCAAAGCUCAGGCGCUCUUUACGUUGCUGGCAAUUGCACGCCAUAGUCUAGGCCUUCGGUCCAUCAAAAUCCAAGUCAGUCUCUCUCCUCCAGGGCCUCAGUGCAGUUAUAAUUUCGGGCCCAGCAACCUCAGGUGAAGAUGACAUCCCAUCAGGACACGUUCUCAGGAGAAGCUUCUAGAUCACCUCACCACCACCCACGACUCUCCUGUGGGCCACAGGCUCUCAUGAGAAGCUCAGUACCACACUUCCUCCUUGGCCUUGGGACUGAUAAAAGUGGAGAGACCAAUCAGUGACAACUGCAGGCUGGACCAGGCCUGUUACUGUUCGCCUUCACCCUUCGGGGGGAGGCCAGAGGGUGCUUAGCCAUACACACCCACACACCCCUUUACAGGUUCUUCUCUCUUGUACUGUAGGGGAACUGCUGUUCACCUGGUGUGCCUCCAAUAAAAAACACAACAGGAGAGAUUCCUUCUGAGCACAGCAAAACUUUAUUCGGAUAAAGGAGACCCCAGCGAAAACAGGGUCUGCCUAAAGCACUGUGGUGUUCUCUUUCAUGGUAUGCAAUAAAGAGUUUUCAAGCAUGCACGUUACGACGCCACAUAACAAGCGCACAUUUCUUCCAUCCUUAUUUUGGGGGCCCCACCGGCUCCCUUUCUUCCCUUAUCUUCCUCUGUGCUGAGCAAGCAGAUGAUGCUCUGUGGCCUUCAACACGACUGCCACAGAGCAGGUUUAGUCUUCAGUGUGCUUUCAUGCGCAGGCUCAUUCUGUCCGUGCAUGUUUCAUAGCCUAGUUAUGGGUCAGUAAGCCAGCAGAUAAGUUUUUUUGUUUGUAAGAACACACAGACCACUUGUUCUCCUGCGCUCAAUGCAUCCCCCCCAGGAAUACCUCUCGUCUCAGUUUUUAGAUGCCCAGUCUAAUGUUAACUGCUUGCAGCACUUUGCAAAGACUAUCAAAAUGGCAUCACUGUUGCUCAUCGCUGUAGGUUAAGGUGAUGUGAUGUUUCUGUAAAGGUUUUGAAGGAAAUAAUAAAUUGUU
Messenger RNA from Gekko japonicus, 4176 nucleotides. Its product is annotated as zinc finger CCCH-type antiviral protein 1-like. Lineage: Eukaryota; Metazoa; Chordata; Lepidosauria; Squamata; Gekkonidae. Gene Ontology annotation, molecular function: NAD+ poly-ADP-ribosyltransferase activity; metal ion binding. The record is from RefSeq and is a predicted model, not a curated record. The coding region runs from base 8 to 2089 and encodes 693 amino acids. The transcript has 13 exons.